ACUAUCGAUAUAAAUGUCAUCACUAUUCUCUGUUAAAAUAUAGUAUAAUUAAAAAAUUAUUACUUUUUACAAAUGUACAUACAUUUUAUUCUAAAUAUAAAAAUAAAAAGCUGUUAAUAUCAAUUGCAUCAGAAAACUGAUUGCCGUUUUACAAUAGUACGAGCAUUUUGGCAUCGCCGACGAGAUAUAAACAGAUGCUAUAAUGAAAGGAAAAGCAAACUAACCAGUUGCACACAAUAAUUACUAUAUAUACUUAUGUAUAUGAUCAUAUGCUAUUCUCUGAAGAUUGGAAGAAUUUAUAGAUGAUAUCUACCUCAUAACAACAGAGCAAAUAUGAUUGGCCCCAGUUCACAAAUAAGCAAAAUAUUAUUAACACUACUGUUUCUGUUGAUAAUAUUUUAUGUGUUUAUGGAUGUUGAGCUUUAUCUGCGAAUUCACAACUAUGUUAUCGAUCGAAAUUAUCACAUAAAUACGACAACAACACUCUUAUCAUCAUCAUCGUCGUCAUCGUCAACGCUGGAACCCAUCCAAUACCAACCAAAUUUGGCAACCGAUCAAGGAUUUAGCAGGUCUUUGAAGCUACCCACCGCUGAAAAAGAGCAUCAUUAUGAGGAUUAUACGUGGAUAUCAUGCGACAUAAAUCCACUGUGUCAUGUAACAGUUAAGGCGAUAUUACUAGAUCAUACGAAUCAUUAUCUGUUCGCACCACUGGCCACAAUAUUUGACAAUGUGGUUGGCAUUUCCGCAUCCACGUUUAUUACUCCAAACAUGAUAUCAUUCUUUCAUGUGCUCGUCGCUUGUGUAUCGGGCAAACUUGUUGCAUCCGAUAGCCUUGGAUAUAGACGACUCGGAGUGCUACUCUUUCAAAUACGCACCUUUCUCGAUGAUCUAGAUGGCCAUGUUGCCAGAGUGAGAAAGCAUAUACGCGGCGAACGUUCAGAAGUUGGCACAUCGGGCUAUUAUGUGGAUGGUCUAUGCGAUGGACUCGGUUGCAUUGCUCUGAUAUUGGGCAUCUUCUUUUAUUUGAAAAACAAUCCACCUCGUCGUGGUUACUCCAUAAUACCAAUGAGCGAUACCAAAACUCCGGAGCCAACCAUGAUACCCAAAAUGAAGGCAACGACGCGCAAAGUGGCGAAAAAUGUGAUCAGUUUUACGGGCCAACUAUUACUUAGCUCGACGGCAUGGAAUCGUUAUAUAGCCGUCUAUCAGAAUAUGUUGGAGGGGCAGAAGGAUGUUAGUAGCAGUCAGUAUCAGUGCCAGACUUAUAUAUUUAAGUCGACAUUGUUCUUUUGUGUCGCCUGGAUGUGGCGCAUUGUUAAUGUACACGCAUUGUUGCAUUGCGUUCUGCUUAGCAUAUUUUGCGAUAAAUUGUGGGACUUUCUGCGAGCGAUACGGUACAGUGGUUACAUCAUUUUACUAGUUGCCAUUUGUUUAACGGAGAUGCACAUUUUGGAAGCCCAGAACUAUAUAUUUCACUCAGCAGCGUGCAGUAAUAUCUCACAGUGAUUUUAUUCUAUACACAAUGUAUGCGGUAUUUUAAAUAUUUUUGAAGUAGUGCAAGUUUGAGAACAACAACAACAAUGCCUUUUUAUACCCUGUAACCAUAAUUUUAAAUUGUGUUUCGUGUGCAAAAUAAAUCCCUAUAUAUAUGUGUAUAUAUAUUGUGAUUGUGCGAUUUAGAGUAAAUACUUUAGUAUGUAUCUGUCGAAUAAAUAAUUAUACAAGUAAAUAAAACGUUUUCAAAUUAAGUAUAA
Molecule: messenger RNA, 1754 nt
Organism: Drosophila grimshawi
Lineage: Eukaryota; Metazoa; Arthropoda; Insecta; Diptera; Drosophilidae
Gene: Cpes
Product: ceramide phosphoethanolamine synthase
Exons: 2
Coding region: 334-1506 (390 amino acids)
Biological process (GO): phospholipid biosynthetic process
Cellular component (GO): membrane
Molecular function (GO): phosphotransferase activity, for other substituted phosphate groups
Source: RefSeq, a predicted model, not a curated record